AUGAUUAAUACGAUGGCUGGUGACGCUGCUGAAGAUGAAGUGGGAGCAGCUGGCUCCGGCAGCGGCGGCACGCAGGAGAGGUGGAGGGGCCCGAGCAGCCAGGCAGAGAGGGCAAAGAGGAGGACACAUGGCAGCCAGGGGAGGGGUAUCUUCCAUCAUCUGUUUGAAACUUUGGGAAAGUUGGGGUGGCGCGCAGGGGGCAGAUUAGCGCAGCUCGCCCGCGGUCUGAGGUCCGUCCCCAAAAGCAGCCCCCGUGUCCCGCUUGACGGAGCCAUUAGUGCGCAGGCCAAUGAGAGCAGCAGAACGUGA
Molecule: messenger RNA, 309 nt
Organism: Knipowitschia caucasica
Lineage: Eukaryota; Metazoa; Chordata; Actinopteri; Gobiiformes; Gobiidae
Source: the annotation of a GenBank genome assembly